AUGAAUGUUAAUUUAAUAUGUCCUCAACACAAAUAACAUGUAACAUACGCCUGUCUUGAUUUAGAAUGCCAAGCAUUCCCUUUUAUGUGUUAAAUUUGUUUGAGUGAUUAGUCAACCAUCUCACAACAUACCAAACAUAAUCAAUUCUUAAUCCCUUAUCCACAGUACAUUACCUAAAUGAGUAAGAACAUCCAAAACAAUAUCAAUGAAGCUCAUUAAUUCAAUGAUCUCUUUAAACAAGAGUCUUAGGUCUUAUAACAACUAUUAUCGUCUGAUGAACACAUCAGUAAUAUUGAGGCGUAGAUAUCAUAAUUAAAGCAUCAGAUUAAUUCUGAUAUCAAAUUAACAUUGAACUCAAUUAGCAAAGAGUUUGACGCACAGAAAGCUGAAUUAUUCAACAAACUAGAUUCUUAUCUUUAAAUCUAAAAAAGUAACUUAUUCAUCCUAAAAGAACAAAUUGAACCCAUCCAUUUUUUAUUGACUAAGUGCAAAUAUUAUACUAAUGAGAAUAACUUGAAAGUAACAUAUGUUCAAUAUCUAGUAAAAAUUACACACUAAGCCAGAUUUAGGAUCGUAAGUCAAGAUUUCAAUCAAAUAACUCUAAUAAAAAUAGCCAUCAAUGUUGAAAUUAAACUUUGAGAUAUUCAAAAAAUCAUAAGAGAUGAAAAUAAACACCUCCAUUUUAAAUCAAUUAUUAAAUGAAACCCAAAAUUCAAUCACCGAAUAUUUUAAUAAGAAUCUAUCCAUCCCAACAUCAACUCUCUUGGAAAUCCCUCCCUCAUAUAACAAUUAGACUCUUACCCCUAUCAAAAGCAAGUCCUUAGAAUUAUGCUAUUCUGAAAGACCAGUACCAAUUGAUGAUAACAAAACAACAAUCAAGUUUAUUGAUUCUAAAGUACCUAUUUCAAACUUACAACCUAAUUUGGAAAUUCCAAAGUUUAAUGCACAAGUAUUGGAUUAAAGAAUCAUAUAAGAAUAGAACCAAACAAAAGUAAUGUAUUAAAUAAAUCAUUUCCUAGAAUCAUCUAAGUGCUAAAUUCAGGAUUAAGAAAAAGUUGAGUAUAGAAUUCCAGGUUCAGACAAUGGCCCUAGUUAAUUAUUCUCAUGUAGCUCUGGGAUUAGUAGAUGGAACUGUGAAAUUAUUAGAUAUGAACACUAGUAAAGUGAGUUUUUAUCCAAACACUUACAUAAAACACUCAAAACCCAUCAAUUAAUUAGUUGUACUUAAGUAAGAUAAAGGAAUUAGAUUGGCAUCAUUGAGUGAUGAAAAUUAUGCAAUAAUUUGGACAUUAGGUGAAAAUUAUGUACCUUAUCCUGAAAGAAAACUAGUUGGUUUUAAAUAAAAGUUAAAUCAUAUCAUGGAUUUAGCUGACUCGUCUCAUUUUCUUUGUUAAAGUGAUACCUUUUUAUAAAUAAUAAAUUAUCAUGAUAAUAGAAUAUUGUGUGACUUUGAUUAUAAAGGUUAAUUAGUAGAGUUUGUGUAUUUAAAUAAAUUUGAGAGAUUUGCUACGAUUUCACAAGGAAAUAUUGUGUCUAUAUAUAGUUUGAAAUUGAGUGGGAAUUAACAAAAUGCUACUUAAUUGGUAAAUUGCUAAUUAGAAUCGAUUCAACCUGCUAUUCCAAUUUCUAAUAUAAGCACUUGUAUUGGAGUAGACUUUCAAAAUGAAUUAAUUAUUUGCUAUGGAUGUUGGGAUGGAUAAGUAAGAUUGUACAAUGUGUUUAAGAACAGUUUACUUGGAGAACAUUAGGUAUUUAAGGUGAUAGAUAUUAUAGUUAUUUAAUAAUAGGAUCAAGGAAAUGAUUAUUUUAAAACAAGAAAAUUAAUUUGUUUUGGUAGUUAUUGCUGAAAAUUCAAAAUAAAUAAAAGGGAUUUUGAUUAAAAAAAAUAAAGUACUUCUAUUGGACAAGUAUGGAGAACUGCUUGAUUGUCCGAGUAAGAAUGGAAGUAAUGUGUUGUAGUAAACAGUAGUAAAAAAUAAAAACGGAAUAUUCUUACUAAGUGAAACAUAGAAAGAUAUUGGUUUAUAUGAAUUAUGCUGA
Molecule: messenger RNA, 2040 nt
Organism: Paramecium octaurelia
Lineage: Eukaryota; Ciliophora; Oligohymenophorea; Peniculida; Parameciidae
Source: the annotation of a GenBank genome assembly